UGGCGGCAAUGCAAUUGGCAUCGUGCUGCUGCCAUUGCUGCUCUCAGCCAUGGCCAAUGCCAAUGGCAAUGGCAAUGACAAUCCGUUGGAUGUGGCUGUGAUGCGGCAUGCGCAUCACCAUCAGGAACGACAACGUCAAGCCCAGGCCGCUGCUGUCAUCGAUUUCAAGAAGGAGCGCGAUAAAAAUGCAACAAUAAUAGCAGCGGCAACAACAGCUCCGAAUCGCAAUCAAAAGCGUUUGCAGCAAUUGCAGCUGGCACAGGGCGCGGCAACAACAGGCGGCAAUAACAACAACAACAUUAGGCGUCAUCAUCAUCUGCGCCACGAGCAACAUUUGCUCGCCGAACUUGAGGCCAACAGGCAACAGCAACAGCAGCAGCAGCAACGAUUGCAACCAUCGCUGUCUCUGGGUGGAGGUCAGCAACAUCACUUGCGGCAUCACAAUCGGCAUCAUGCUGAUUGGGAGCAAAGAGUCUUUCAGCAGCAGCAGCAGUUGCUGCAGCAACAGAUCUUAGCACAGACCACAACCAGCACCAUCGCCAGUCCAUCAACAGCAACAACAACAACAACCGAUGCACCCUACAAACAGCGCGUGGGCAAUCAAAGCAGCGUCGUGUCGCGUUAUUUCGAUCGCGAGGGAAUCUUCGCCUGGUCAGAUCAGCGCACAACCCGCGCACCCAAAUGGCAAACACAACAACAACGAGUUGGCAGUGCAGAUACUGACGAUUACGGCAACGAUGACGACAGCAACAGCGAUGAUGAGGACGACGAAGGCGAUGAUUAUGAGAGCGAUGAUGAUUAUAGCGAUGAAGUAGACACUGGCAGCAAGCAAAUGCCACGCUAUUCACUUUUUACGCACGGCACAGCACAAAUCCGAAGCGACAACUCCCAGAACUCCGAUACCAUCGAAGAUUAUGUUUAUGAGAGUAACGACGGCGCUGCUGGGGAGAAGCCAUCAUCGCAGUCCCUAACUGACAACAAGCAUCCCAGCGUUGGCGAGUCCAAUGCCAAGGCAGCAGCCAAGCGCAACAUAUUCGAUUGGCUAUUCAAAAAGGAUAAGCAACAGGAGAAGGCAAAACCUAUACCCCUUCAGGCCACCACUGCUGGCUAUGAGAAGCUCAACUCAAAUAACGAUGAAAGUUUCCCUAAUGCCAAGCAAGUGGACAGUGCAGCCGACGAAGAGGAUGAUGAUGAAGAUAGCGCUGAGGGCUUCUCCAACGACCAAUGGAACAAAAUCCAGCACGAACACCAUCUGAAGCACCAGAAGCAGCAGCAGAAACAUCAAAAGGAGCUUCUGGCACUGCGCGAGAGCAGCAGAAAUACUCCACUUAUUCGUAAUACGGGCGGCAGCAGCAGCACCUUCGACUUUGAUAAUGAGUUCUUGGCGAAUGACGAAAACAUUUACUCACGCAACUACUUGCCCGGAAAACUGACAAAUCGAAAAGUGGAGCAACUAGGCACAGCGGAAGCUGUGAAGAAGGCACGUCGUCUGCACGUCCAGCAACGGGAUCGAGACCUGGCCAAAGCACAUUUUAAUCAAGUAAUAAACGAGGCCAAUUGUAGGGUGCCCCAGCGUCGCUGUGAGAGCAUACAACGCGAUCCCUCCAAGAUCUACAGUCCGCACUGCACCAUCCUUCAUCGGUGCAGCGAGGACAGCGGUUGCUGCCACAGUCGCUCCCAAGUGUGUGCGCCCAAGCGAACCAACAAUGUGGAACUAUAUUUUUUCGUUAAAAGCAAUAAUCAACUACGACCUGUUACCGAAAAGCUGACCUUUGUGAAUCACACCGAAUGCCAUUGCGUGGAGCGCAGCAAAUAUGCAGCCGAUGGUGGCGUCUCCAGCGCAGUGUUGCAACGGGCUACCAUACUGAGCUGCACUUGCCCCAAACCGUUCGAGAAGAUAUUGCAGGACGAUGGCUUUUGUCGCUGCGACUGCUCCUCAGGCAAUUAUGGCUGCGACUGGCUGAAGCGUGGCAGCGAGCAUUUCUCCAUAACAGAUCGCAAAUGCAUACAGCAGGGUCGCUGCAAGCCGCCGACCUGCGAAUAUGGCACCUAUAUAGAGAAGCACGGACGCUGCCCUAAGCAGCACGAGCAGAUGCCCCAGUUGCCCAGCUAUAAUGUGCUGUCGUAAGUCGGUCGAACCAAGAACUUCACACAUAUGUGUAUAUGUAAUAUCGAAAGUAUUAAGCUGCUUCGAAAAGGCAGCACGAUUUGUUAAACGGACACAAAAAACAGAAACACAAACGAAAAGUGAAUUUAGUUGCAUAUCCCCUAAACGUGAAUAAGCAAACAAAAUAUAUCGCAAUGAUUUUCAGCUCAGUCGCAACAUGUUUUUAGCGAAGCGUGAAACAAAAAAGUCUUUUUCUAAAUUCAAAUGAUCAUCAACUUGAAUACAUAGCUGUACA
This is a messenger RNA of Scaptodrosophila lebanonensis, 2402 nucleotides long. RefSeq lists its product as uncharacterized. The transcript has 5 exons. Gene Ontology annotation, biological process: hemocyte migration. Lineage: Eukaryota; Metazoa; Arthropoda; Insecta; Diptera; Drosophilidae. Gene Ontology annotation, cellular component: membrane. The record is from RefSeq and is a predicted model, not a curated record. The coding region runs from base 50 to 2128 and encodes 692 amino acids. Gene Ontology annotation, molecular function: growth factor activity.